Catharus ustulatus (Swainson's thrush) is the source of this 1415-nucleotide messenger RNA. RefSeq lists its product as uncharacterized. NCBI's taxonomy places the organism in Eukaryota, Metazoa, Chordata, Aves, Passeriformes, Turdidae. The transcript is spliced from 4 exons. The record is from RefSeq and is a predicted model, not a curated record. The coding region runs from base 396 to 1415 and encodes 339 amino acids.
UGCAAAAACCAACAUGGACCUGCAAGGACUCUCAUGGGUGUCCAAAAUCCCCUGUGGGUGUGCAAGGACCCUGGGUGGGUGUGCAAGAAAUCUCAUGGAUGUGCAAGAACCGUUAAAGGAGUGUCAGAGCCUCCACGGGUGUGCAGGGACUCUCAUGGGUGUCCCAAAUGCCUCUGUGGGUGUCCCAACCCCCCCCAUGGGUGUGCAAGGACCCUGUGUGGGUGUUCAAAAAUCAUCACAGGGGUGCCAGAGCCUCCAUGGGUGUCCCAAACCUCUCCUGGGUGUGCAGAGACUCUCAGGAGGGUCCAAAAUCCCCGUAGGUGUGCAGGGACCCUGGCUGGGUGUGCAAGAAAUCUCUGGGUGUCCCAACCCCUCUUGAGGGUGCAAAAACCACCAUGGUGUGCAAGGACUCUCAUGGGUGUGCAAAAACCUCUCCUGGGUGUGCAAAAACCUGCACAGGUGUGCAAGGACUCUCAGGAGGGUCCAAAAUCCCCCAUGGGUGUGCAAGAAUCCCUGUGGGUGUGCAAGGACUCUCCUGGGUGUGCAAAAACAAUCACGGGGUGCCAGAGGCUCCAUGGGUGUGCAAACCCCUCUUGAGUGUGCAAAAACCUCCAUGGGUGUGCAGAGACUCUCAGGAGGGUCCAGAGACCCCCGUGGGUGUUCAAGAAAUCUCAUGGAUGUUCAAAAUCCCACCAUGGGUAUGCAAGGAUCCCUGUGGGUGUGCAAGAACCUUCAUGGGUGUGCAAGGACUCUCAGGAGUGUCUAAAAUCUGCUGUGGGUGUGCAAGGAGCCUGUGUGGGUGUGUAAGAAAUCUCCUGGGUGUGCAAAAACCAUCACAGGGGUGCCAGAGCCUCCAUGGGGGUCCCAAACCCCUCCUGGGUGUGCAAGGAUCCCUGUGGCUGUGCAAGAAAUCUCCUGGGUGUCCCAAACCCCUCUUGAGUGUGCAAAAACCACCAUGGGUGUGCAAGGACUCUGAGGAGUGUCCAGAGACCCCCAUGGGUGUGCAAGGAUCCCUGUGGGUGUGCAGGACUCUCAGGAGUGCCCAAAAUCCCCCGUGGGUGUGCAAGGAUCCUUGUGGGUGUGCAAGAACCAUCACAGGGGUGCCAGAGCCCCCAUGGGUGUCCCAAACAACUCCUGGGUGUGCAAGAACCAGCAUGGUUGUGCAGGGACUCUCAGGAGGGUCCAAAAUCCCUCCUGGGUGUGCAGGGACCCUGGGUGGGUGUGUAAGGACUCUCAGGAGUGUCCCAAACUCCUCCUGGGUGUGUAAAAAUCACCAUGGACGUGCAAGGACUCUCAGGAGGGUCCAGAGACCCCGUGGGUGUGCAGGGACCCUGGGUGGGUGUGCAAGAAAUCUCAUGGGUGUGCAAAAUCCCACCAUGGGUGUACAAGAACACUGGGGUUUUGGUGUCUCUUGA